AACUGGUGCCUUGCCAGAAGAGGUGGGUAUAUAAUGUUAACGAGGUUAACUGGGUCUGCUGACGAUCCCACAACCGGCCCUUCAAACUUUACCCAAAAGUCUCUAACUCCAACUUCAGCAAAUCCUCAGAAAACGACGAUCAAUGGCCAAAAUGACACCGUCGCCGGCAAUUCUCCUCCUCACCCUCCUCCUCCUGAUCACACCGCCGCCCUCCCAAUCCCUCCCCUACUCCCAAUACCGCACCCUCUUCUCCCUCGCCCACUCGCUCAGGACGCACGUGGCCAACCUCCGCGCCUCAAGCGGCGACCACGCCGGUUCGAACUGGGCCAGAAACAUCGCCGCCAAAAUGGAGAGCGGGCUGGGCCUCGUCUUCAUGUGGUCGGCGGGGAGGGACUACCUCAAGAACUGCUCCUGGAGGGAGCUGCCGUACGCGGAGAUGUACGGCGCCGCGUCAGAGAUGAGCGAGUUGAUGAGGUGGCUCGGUGAGUUGACUCGGAAGGAAUCGGACUCCGAGCGAUCCGCUUCGUUGCUGCAUAGGCUCCUCAGAGUGUUCAGUCAGUCGGGAUCUGUCAGAGAAGUGGUGAAGGCAUUUCAAAAAGAGGUGGUGGAGGGCGAGCUAUUGAAGGACUAUCUUGAAUUGGGCAGCAUUGACUUUCGAUACCGCACCCUCUUCUCCCUCACCCACUCGCUCAUGACGCUCGUGGCCAACCUCCGCGCCUCCCGCGGCGACCAUGUCGGUUCGGACCGGGCCAGAAACAUUGCCGCCAAAAUGGAGAGCGGGCUGGGCCUCGUCUUCAUGUGUUCGGCGGGGAGGGACUACCUCAAGAACUACUCCUGGAGGGAGCUGCCGUACACGGAGAUGUACGACGCCGUGUCAGAGAUGAGGGAGUUGAUGAGGUGGCUCGGUGAGUUGACUCGGAAGGAAUCAGACUCUGAGCGAUCCGCUUCGUUGCUGCAUAGGCUCCUCAGAGUGUUCAGUCAGUCGGGAGUUGUCAGAGAAGUGGUGAAGGCAUUUCAAAAAGAGGUGGUGGAGGGCGAGCUAUUGAAGGACUGUCUUGAAUUGGGCAGCAAUGACUUUCGAGGUGUGCUUCAGAUCCUCAAGGAUUUGGGAUUACAGUACAGUUCCGCCGCUAGUUCUAUAAGCACCAAGAACUUUGACAUCUCUACUCCAAGGUGCUAAGAAAUUGUCCCAUUUUGUAGUUUGUUGUACGAGAAUGAAUUGUUUAUAUCUAUGACUGUGUUGUAGGGCUGGGCAUGAGACGAGAUAUAGCUAAUCUCACGGCUCGUCCCGGACAUUGAAAUUGGAACGGGACGGGACGGGCUUUGCCUUUUUAAAUUUCAUCCCACCCGGCUCCUAUCCUAGUUGAGACGGGAUGGGACGGGACGGGACGGGCCUAAUCCCGGAUAAAAAAAGUUGAAAAUAAACUUGUAAGCAAAAGAAAUAAUUUCAUAGUUUUAUAGUGUUUUUUUCUCUAUU
Molecule: messenger RNA, 1477 nt
Organism: Fragaria vesca subsp. vesca
Lineage: Eukaryota; Viridiplantae; Streptophyta; Magnoliopsida; Rosales; Rosaceae
Exons: 3
Coding region: 143-1180 (345 amino acids)
Source: RefSeq, a predicted model, not a curated record